Molecule: messenger RNA, 6397 nt
Organism: Myripristis murdjan (pinecone soldierfish)
Lineage: Eukaryota; Metazoa; Chordata; Actinopteri; Holocentriformes; Holocentridae
Gene: rpgrb
Product: retinitis pigmentosa GTPase regulator b
Exons: 14
Coding region: 66-3845 (1259 amino acids)
Source: RefSeq, a predicted model, not a curated record
CAAGCGGACACACGCCCACGACGACGAGCGGCUGGAGGCAAAGCCGAUUAAAGCAACACACAGAGAUGGCAGGGGAGGCAGAGGACGAGAUACCAGAAACAGGUGCAGUUUUCACAUUUGGAAAAAGCAAAUUCGCAGACAAUGUCCCCAGUAAAUUUUGGCUUAAAAAUGACGUGCCCAUGAAAAUUGCCUGUGGGGACGAGCACACAGCAUUAAUAACAGAAAAUGGAAAACUCUUCAUGUUCGGGAGUAACAACUGGGGCCAGCUCGGCCUGGGAUCCAAGUCGAGCGUUAACAAGCCCACCUGCGUGAAAGCUCUCAAGUCAGAGAAAGUGCGGCUUGCGGCCUGUGGAAGAAAUCACACUAUAAUCUAUACAGCUCAGGGAAACGUCUACACCACAGGUGGGAACAGCGAGGGUCAGCUGGGCCUCGGCGACUGCGAGGAGAGAACGGCCUUCCAAUUGGUCAGUUUCUUCACUUCAAACAGGCCAAUCAGGAUGCUCGCUGCUGGUUCAAACACGUCUGCUGCUCUCACCGAGAGCGGGAAGCUGUUCAUGUGGGGCGACAACGCGGAGGGCCAGAUCGGCCUGGGGAAAGAGAGCCACGCCAGCCGCCCCCGGGAGGUCAGCGUGGGCCGUCCCGUCGCCUGGGUGUCCUGUGGCUACUACCACUCUGCUUUUGUCACAGUUGACGGAGGUCUGUACACAUUCGGGGAGCGCGACAGCGGUAAACUGGGCCUGGGCACCGACCAGCUGGCCAGGCACCGCGUACCGCAGCUGGUGAAGAGCAUCAAAGAUCGGGUGACACAGGUGGCAUGUGGCGGCGGGCACACUGUGGCCCUGACAGAGGAUGAGGUGUACACGUUUGGCCUGGGUCAGUUUGGCCAGCUGGGCCACGGGACGUUCAUCUUCGAGGCCCGGCUGCCCCGAGUGAUCGACCACUUCAAGAAAGGGCGAGUCUGCCACGUGGCCUGCGGAGAGAACCACACGGCAGUGAUCACAGACGGUGGUUUACUUUACACGUUUGGAGACGGGCGGCAUGGGAAACUGGGCCUGGGAGAUGAAAACUUCACCAAUCAGUUUAAGCCAACUCUUUGUCCACGCUUCCUCAAGUACAACGUCCAGGCGGCAACAUGUGGAGGCUGUCACAUGGUGGUGUUGGCGCGGCCGAGAGAACCGGACUGCGACGACGUGACGCUGGAGGAAGACGAUGUGACAGAGGAUUACCUGGAGAAGUCGUACGGGGAGCUGCUAGGGGACACCACGGACUCAUCGGCCCUGCAGCGGAGCCUCUCGGCCAGGGUUCGCAGGAGAGAGAGGGAGCGAUCUCCGGACCAGUUCGGUGCCAUGUUCCGCACCCUUCCUGCCAGGACGCCGGGCUACCUCAACCCCCCGCUGCCCAUCUCCAGUCAGACCAUCCCGCCCAGACUGCCUCCACGAGAGCUGGCACACAGAAAGGUGCACAACGGCACUCACCAACACAGGAGCGCAGGGUCAAUCCGCAAGGAGCAAGCACGGGGUGAGACAGACAGCACUGUGGAGAGCCUGACUGACACUGACAGUGUUAAGGGCCUGGGAGAAACUACAGACUUCCUCAACAUGACACAUAUGAUGAAAAUGGACCCCAGUGAUAAGACACUCAUGCUGUCUCCAGUUCAGAAGAGGAAGGAUAAGCAUGGUAAGGUCAUUAAAAAGGAGAAUGAGAAAGAGAACCAAAAAAAGGAGAAAAAACUCCAAGAGCAGGGCAGUCUCUCCAGGCCGGUUUCUCCAAGAGAUCCCUAUCGUAAGAGGGAGGAUCUCACCCCACGCCGGGCGCCGCCCACCGAGCUUUUGAAGAGCCACAGCACUCGUUCUCUUAAGACACAAAGCCCACACCACCCAAAGAAAGCGGCUGGCAAGGAGAAUCUCAUCUUGGCCAUGGAGGAACUCGGUCCCACUGCUGCAAAGGGUAGAUCUACAAAAAAUAAGUCUCCAAGCUUAGGGGACAUUAGCAAAGAGACAUCCAAACCACAGCCCAAGCCAAAGAAAGGGAAAAGCCAGUUGGUAGAGGUUGGCAGGACGGGGCAAGAAAAACGAAAGGACCCUAAAAUGGAGGAGAAAAAGAGCUCCACCCAAGGUAAACGUUUAGAGGUCAAAAAGACUCCUCAGGGUGUCGGCUCUAAAUCGGCAGGGGUGAAAGUUCAGCAAGAGCAGUCUGAGUUGAAGCCCGUUAAGCUGAAAAGCAAACCUAUAGUCGUGCAAAGUCAACAUGCAGGGGUUAGCGAUGCUCUGGAGAGUAGCUCCGGAAGUCCUCGAUCACUUUCCGAGGGCAGUGUGAAGUCUAAAAAACCCUCCCAGCCCAAACAAAGUAUAGUUUCAUCUAAAGACACCAAAAAAUCAAAGGACGAGAUAAACAAAAAAGUAGCUCAGUCCAAGAAACCUGUUCAGUCCAAACUUUCAGCACUAUCAGACGAUGACCCAACACCGAGAGGAACACCCAGAGGAACACCGAGAGGAACACCGAAACGUGACCUGCUCACCGCUGCGGCCUCUCUUGCAGCCGGCUCAACAUUGAUCAGGGAGGUAGCGUCCCGAAGCCAGAUGAGAUCGCCGUCACCCACACCGUCUGAUAGAUCAAGUCCGGAGAGCCGCCGGAGUGUCUCGAAAGCCCGCUUGAUAAAAUCCCGCUCCUCAUGGAGUGAGAUGUCCGAAUCGGAAUCCCACUCCAAAUCAAGCAAGAGGACAACAGUCAGCAUCAACAUCAUUCCUGCACCGGACAGUCCCGAACAGAGCUCCGAUGUUGGGGCGGCAAGCUGGGACGAGAAGGGGACGAAUUGGGACGAAAGUGGCGAGGAAGGCAAGGAUCAAACUGAGAGCAGCAAUGAAGACUCAAUGGCAGCCAAUGAGGAAGAGGAAGAGGAGGAGGAUGAAAGUGAGUCAGCCACCCAAAGUAGCAAGAAGGUUACAGAAACAGAGGACGAUGACGAUAGCAGCACCCUGCAAGCGGAAGAGGAAGAGGAGGAGGAGGAAGAGAGCGAUGAAGGCAAAUUAGAUAUUAGUGAGGGAGAGGAGAGUGAAUCAGAGGUUACAGGAAAAGAUGAGAGUGAGGAAGAGGGGGAGGAAGAGGAGGAAGAAAGUGGAACAGUGGGAAGCGGGGAAGAGAGUGGGGAGGAGCAAGAGAGCAAAGCAAGUGGCUCAGAGGAGGAGGAGGAGGAAGAGGAAGAAGGGGAGGAGGCGUCAGGUAGUGAGAUGGAAAGUAAAGGAAGGGAUACUGAGACUGCGGAAGAGGAGGAAGAGGAGGAGGAAGAGGAAGGUGAAAGUGAAUCUGUAGAGGCUUCGGAGAAAGAUGAGAGUGAUGUGGAGAGUGGAACUGUAGAGGCAGAGGAAGAGGAGGAGGAGGAAGAGGAGGGAGAGGCAGAGGAGGAGAGCGGUGAGGAAUCAGAGAGUGAAAACGAGGAGGAAGGUGAAGAAGAGGCAGAAGAGGAGGGGGCCGGGGAGGAAGAGGAGGAGAGUGAAGAUGAAGAUCUGAAGAAUGAAGAGGAGGAAGAAGAGGCGGAAGAGGGUGAGGAGGAGGAGGAAGAAGAAAGUGAAAAAGAGGAGGAGGGAAAUGAGGACGAGGCUGAAAAUGAUGAGGACGAGGAGGAGGAGAGUGGCGAGGAAGAAGAAGGAGAAGAAGAGGAGGAGGAAGAGGAGGAGGAGGAAGAAGAAAAGGAGCUUGACAAAAAGAGAAGGAGGGCUGCUGAGGUCAAAAGGCAAAGUGCUAAAUCUGAGACAAAAAGGAAGCCGAGGUCAGGUAAAGGCCAGGCGGCAGAGGAAGCAGAGGAAUUCUGGGAUGACGUUUUACCCCAGUACCUCAAUCUUAAAUAAUGGCAGCAUUCAUAUUCCUGUGCAACUAAGAAAUAAUACAAGAAAUAAUAGCAUGUAUUGUUCGGAGGGAACUUCAAAGAAAACAAUGUAUGCAGCUUUGAAUAGCACAGAGAGCAGUACAACUCACAAAAGCUCCCAAAAACAUAAACUAAACAGGAAAAUCUAACAAAGAAUGCCAAACUUAAUUCUCUAUAUUCAUUCUCUGUUCCUGCAAUAACCUAUCUUCUAUUACCCAUCACUUACAGUGCCUUCUCUGGUGAUAUAUAAUGUAUUUGGAUAAUCCUGUUUUCAUAUUGCUGCAAAACGUUUUGCUUUAUUUUCAUGUAUGUAAAUGCACUGCUAAGUUGCUUUUUUUUUGCAGUUUGAUGGCAUCAAAGCUGCUUUUGCAUUUCCAUAUUUGCCUUUUGAUUAGAGCUGAAGGUAUCCAGUGUAGUUUGUGACCAGUGGUGGCGCUAGAGUGCACACUAAGAAACCUUGGUCACCAUUUUAUUUACAUGACAAGUCUGUAUUGGGAGAUAUUUCACCAACAAGAGUGUUUGAAGCCACCUUCUGGGGGCGACGUAGAGCAAUGAAAACAGAGUCAAAUUAACAGUGGUCAAUGGGACUUUUUCGCAGAAACAGCUCUCUAAAUAAUAAUAAUGAUAAUAUGAAUGUGAUCUUUAUAUUUGGACUCAAAUUUAGUUAUCAUUUUACAGCAUUAAGCCCCAUUGACAGCUGUAUGUUCGCCUCUGUUUAGUAAGUGCUCGACACUGCCCCCGAUGGCCAAAAGACUGUACUGCACUAUUUUGCUUCUGCCUCACAGCAUUAAGUGGCCAUGGUCAGGCUUUGAUGCAACUCUCAAAUCAUUCCAAAAACCAAGUGUGUUUACAAGGAAAACUACAUUGGCUACCUUUAAUUGCCUAACCUGCUCACCGCAGCACGGGGGAGAGCUUUGCCAGCUUUUGUGCUGACCGAAUAGUUUGAAAGCGCUAGUGGCGAUUUCUCAACUGAUCACAGUCAAUUUUGCUUUGUUUACCUCUUUAGUUGGCAGCUACGAAACGGGUAUAUUCAGGUCAAAGACUUGGUAUAUCAUUCCAGCCACGCUCAUAGUGGCACGGUACAAGAUGUUUUUCCAUUGUAUGUUGUUCACAGCAAAUUUGAUCAAUUUCAACCAUGGUAGGCAAGUUUCUCUACAUGUGCAGCCAUUCUGGCAGCUAGCCAACCAUCAGAAGUCAUAUUCCUUCAUAAAACCUCUAUUUUUUCAUGAUAUGACCAGUACCAGUAAUGCAUCGAUGCAAUGGAAAACCCCUAAACCUGUCACAAAAAAUUGUAAGGCUCAGGCAGGGACAGGUUGCCUUAAUCUGUGGCAGUUGGAGAUUUACAUUUUUCUGCACAUACAAUCAUGGUUGUUUUCACAAGACAUAAACUGUUAUAUUCAUUUCUGUCAUUCAUAAUAAAUGUCUUUUGUUGGAUUUGUUGUAUUACCUUUGUGUGUCUUGUUGAAAGGUAUCAGAGACAGAACACGGUUGGGAGUACUUAUAAAUUAGUUAAAUAAUAAUAUUAACAAAUGUAAUCAUUUCCAGUUUUCCCCACAGUUUUAUUGGAAACAAUUCAGGAGGCAGGCUUACAAUCACACUUCACUGAUAUAAAAUAGAAAAAAAAAUCAAGUCACACAGCCUAUUUCACAGCCUAUCCAUUGUAAAUACUCAUCUUCAUAUCAGUAUCUUGGCAUUCUUUAACUUAUUAUCAACUUUGUAUCCAUUAUGGUUAGGGUUAGGUCGACACUAGGUUGACUAUUAAUAUUGGACAAUCCAAAUAAAGUGUAACCAAAUCUUCAUACCCAGUGGAUACAGAGCAUUUUAGCAUGAGCAUUUUUCAUGACUUAAUCACAAAUAUUGAGAUUGACACCACAGGAUGAGCCUUUUCCUCCUCCAUUCGCCCGGGUCAUCCUGGGUUAGUGAGCGUUUCAUUGGCUGAGUGUCCACAAGCAGGUGGGGUUUGUUUUCCUCCCCGGUCUCGUCAUCCUCUUUGUGUCUGUAAUCCCUCCACAAUCCCUUCCUGUCCCUGCCAACUAUACAGCUCAGGGUCAGUUGUCAGUGUGCUGUCUGUAUUCAAUUCAAAAGAUAAACAGAUGAUGAACAGCCAUUCUCUGUCUCUCUUUUGAAGAAAGGAUGUGGUCGUGUUUUAAUAGAAAUCUGCAACUUCUGAUAAAUUGUGCAGGAUAGUUUAGUUUUGUUGUUUGUGUUAAUUUUUUUCACACAGCAUUUCUCAUCCUGUGCUUUUGUUUUCAUGUUUUUGUGCCACCAUUUCCUUCAGCCCGCUUGUCCAAAAAAUUAUAUCCCUAUCUGUUUUUUUGUUUGUUUGUUUUUUUUUUUUUUUUAAUUUUGGAAAUUGAGCCCAAUCCCUACACAGUUUCCCCCCUGCUACCUCAUCUCACCCUGUAGAAUUAGAAAUAAUGCUUGUAUUAAUUUCUUUAAUAUCCAUCCAUUUUAGCAAGUCAUUUAAUCUGAUCUUGAGUCUUAAAAUCAUACUUUCUUAAAAGAAGUUGAAAAAAAAAAAAAAAAAGUUGCCAA